AUGUCUCUAGAGAAGAUCGACCUUGUGACACCACCCAAAUGCACUGCAGACUUUUGCCUCAUCCCGCUCGGCACACCCACAGCCUCCGUGUCGGCGGAAAUUGCAGAGGUGCAGCGCCUGAUGAAGAGAAGCGGACUGAAGUAUAGCAUGCAUUCAGCCGGAACGACUGUCGAAGGAUCUUGGGACGAUGUCAUGCGAUUGAUCGGCCAAGCACACACGCUUCUUCAUCAGAAGGGCGUGGUACGUAUCCAAAGCGACAUACGUGUAGGCUCUCGCACAGAUAAAGCGCAGACCAUGGAGGAUAAAGUCUCGGCGGUGGAGAAAUUGCUUGCCGGGGACAAAGCCUGA
Fonsecaea multimorphosa CBS 102226 is the source of this 348-nucleotide messenger RNA. RefSeq lists its product as uncharacterized. The transcript is spliced from 2 exons. Bases 1 to 348 code for a protein of 115 amino acids. NCBI's taxonomy places the organism in Eukaryota, Fungi, Ascomycota, Eurotiomycetes, Chaetothyriales, Herpotrichiellaceae. Gene Ontology annotation, cellular component: cytosol. The record is from RefSeq and is a predicted model, not a curated record.